AUGGUUGAAUCUUGUUUAGAAGAGUGCAAUAUUGAGGGGAUUUUCACCUUGACGGUGGAUAAUGCUUCCUCAAAUCACGUAGCCAUUAGUUACUUGAAAGAAGCUACUAAUAGGUGGAAAGGCACUGUUUUAGGGAAUGAAUUUGUUCAUGUGAGGUGUUGUGCUCACAUCUUGAAUCUUAUUGUGACCGAUGGCUUAAAACAUCAUAAUAAGUCAAUUGAUAGGGUGUGUCAUGCAGUUAGAUAUGUGAAAGCUUCUCCAAAUAGGUUACAAACCUUUAAGAGGUGUGUGGAGAAAAUGAAAAUAGAGUCAAAGGCUAUUCUAUGUUUGGAUGUGGCCACUAGAUGGAACUCCACCUAUAAAAUGUUGGAAAAUUCUGAAAAGUUUGAACAUGCAUUCAAGCGGAUGGAAUAUGAAGAUCUUGAUUAUAUUCUACACUUUCGGGAUGGGGACUAUGAUAGGAGACCUCCAAAUGAGGAUGAUUGGGAGACUUGUAGAAAAUUUGUUAAGUUUUUGAAACUUUUUUAUAAUGCCACAAAGAGGUUUUCGAGUUCCUUGUAUGUGACAUCAAAUGCUUUCUUUGAUGAGAUAUAUAUGAUUAAAAGAAAGAUAGAUCUCUUUUCUAGGAGUGAGGACCAUUUUUUGUACUCAAUGGCAAAAACAAUGAAAGAGAAGUUUGACAAGUAUUGGGGGAGCGGGGAGGAUUCAUCAAAGAAGGGAAAUGUGCUUUUGUAUGUUGCUGUGGUGCUUGAUCCUCGAAAAAAGUUGGAUUAUUUGAAUUAUUUUUUAUUAAAUUUGUAUGGAGAGAAUGUUGCUAAGGUUAUCACUGACCUUGUGGAAAAUGUAUUGAAACGCUUAUAG
Molecule: messenger RNA, 861 nt
Organism: Quercus lobata
Lineage: Eukaryota; Viridiplantae; Streptophyta; Magnoliopsida; Fagales; Fagaceae
Product: zinc finger BED domain-containing protein RICESLEEPER 2-like
Exons: 2
Coding region: 1-861 (286 amino acids)
Molecular function (GO): DNA binding
Source: RefSeq, a predicted model, not a curated record